Messenger RNA from Myxocyprinus asiaticus (Chinese sucker), 2906 nucleotides. Its product is annotated as zinc finger protein 366-like. The coding region runs from base 220 to 2019 and encodes 599 amino acids. The transcript is spliced from 5 exons. Gene Ontology annotation, cellular component: nucleus. Lineage: Eukaryota; Metazoa; Chordata; Actinopteri; Cypriniformes; Catostomidae. The record is from RefSeq and is a predicted model, not a curated record.
CUUCCUUCCUUCUGUGCAAAGGUACUCAUCUGAAAAAAGAGAACAAAGUGAUUCUUCCUGUUCUGUGUCUUAAGUCACUUCAAAUGCUGUUUGAGCGGGUCAUUGUGAUGAGCGCAGGGCAUGCGACAGGCAGGUUAUGGGCAAAUCCACAACUGAAGCUCUAUGAAGCAAACCAAUGAUCUGAGAAACUCUAAUGUGUAGGAACCAAAGAACUUCAAUAUGGAUUUAAAAGACAAUGAUGGCAAACAGGCAGAUGAUUGCACCACCAGAACCGUUGACCUCUCUCUUCUUCCAUACCCUCUCCCUCAUCCCAACCUGCCUCAACCCCACCGAUAUGCCCCUGGCAUGAUUGACCUCAACAGACUGCGACUGCAUCGUGUUAUUGGGCGGUAUGAUGGCAUAAAGGUAAAACAGGAGAUGGUAAAGCCGCUGCCGCUGUGGCCCGCAUCCCCUCUGCUCGUGCACUCUCCAUCACCGUACUUUUCCCCAUUCCAUCCAAGUUUAGUUCCGUUCCCCUUCCUCCUGCCCGGCUCCAUCCCGCAUCUCUCCCCGAACACUUUCUACCAGAGCGAGGCAUUUUGGUAUCGCCGCAGAGGUCAAGAGGGCAGCAAAUCCACUCUGACCAAUGCUGAAAAACCUGGGUUGAGUGUCCACGUCGACGACAGCUACUAUGUCGAUGUAGGCCACAAUCAAAAGCGCUGGAAGUGCCGCAUGUGCGAGAAAUCGUACACCUCCAAAUACAACCUGAUCACGCACAUCCUGGGCCACAGCGGCAUCAAACCACACGGCUGCACCGUCUGCGGGAAGCUCUUCAAACAGCUGAGUCACCUGCACACGCACAUGCUCACUCAUCAGGGCGCGAGGCCGCAUAAAUGCCAGGUGUGUCAUAAAGCGUUUACACAGACCAGCCACCUGAAGAGACACAUGAUGCAGCACAGCGACAUCAAACCCUACAGCUGCAACGUCUGUGCACGCGGUUUUGCGUACCCCAGCGAGCUGCGCGCACAUGAGCUGAAGCACGAACGAGGUCAGGAGAACAUCUGCGUGGAAUGCGGACUGGACUUCCCGACACUGGCGCAGCUGAAACGGCACCUGACAGCGCACCGCGGGCCAGUCCAGUACGACUGCAGUGAGUGUGGGAAGAGCUUCCAGUAUCCGAGCCAGCUGCAGAAUCACAUGAUGAAACACAAGGACAUUCGGCCGUUCAUCUGCAGUGAGUGCGGGAUGGAGUUUGUCCAAUCACAUCAUCUCAAACAGCACACACUGACACACAAGGGGGUGAAGGAGCACAAGUGUCGUAUCUGUGGCCGUGAGUUCACGCUGCUCGCCAACAUGAAACGCCACGUUCUGAUUCACACCAACAUCCGGGCGUAUCAGUGUCACCUGUGUUACAAGAGCUUCAUCCAGAAACAAACACUCAAGGCUCAUAUGAUCGUCCAUUCGGAAAUCAAACCCUACAAAUGCAAGCUGUGUGGAAAGCAGUUUAACAGAAUGCAUAAUCUCAUGGGCCACAUGCACAUGCAUUCUGACAGCAAACCCUUCAAAUGUCUUUACUGCACCAGCAAGUUCACUCUGAAGGGGAAUCUGACCCGCCACAUGAAGGUCAAACACGGGAUCAUGGAUCAAGGACUGGAUGCUCGGGUGUUCAGACGUUGCGGGCGAUUGUGUCUCUCGGGCCCGCUGCGGAUUCUGUCCCGCAUCCGUCAGGAAGAGCCCUUCGAUCUGUCGCAGAAGGCCCAGGGGCAGCUUCGCCUCUCACAGUCGGACGGUGAGAGCGUCCGCGGUGGGAGCUCCAGUCGAGAGGAAGACGAGGACAGUCUGUACAGAAUGAGCCAGUACAGUCCUGAUAUCUACAACCCAGCGCUGGAGGCCAGACAGGCCGAUGAUGAAGAUGAUGGGGAGGACGAGGAGGCCCAUGAUGAGAAGAAAUGUUAUGAUGACCAAGAGGAGCUCCAGAGCAGAAGUUACUGUGAGAGUCAACAGAGCUCCGUCUCUGAUGCAGAACUCGAUGCACACUGACAAACACACUGUAAAUGACCAUGUUUAUAGGGACAGUUCACCCAAAAAUUAAGAUUCCGUCAUCAUUUACUCACCCUCAUGCCAUCCCAGAUGUGUGUGACUUUCUGUCUUCACCAGAACACAAAUGAAGAUUUUUAGAAGAAUAUCUCAGCUCUGUUGGUCCAUACAAUGCAAGUUUUUAAUUUGUUUUAUUUACAGUAUACCUUUAUUUACCAGGUUAGUCUCUUAAGACUGUGUACCUCUUUUACGAGAGAGUCCUGGCCAAAAUGGCAGCAUAAAACAUUGUAACAAUAAACAUGAAAUACACAAGUAAAAACAAGUAUACAAAAUUUGGUAAAUAAAAUAAAAUUAAGAUUAGGCUAAUUAUACAUGAAAACAUUGACACUCGCCGAAGUUGCUGUCUAAAAAGUCUCCGAAUCCUAAAUACAUUUAAAAGCACUAGCGUUUGUUAGCUUUGUUGAAGAACAUUCCAAGAUAAAGGAGCAACAAAUGAAAAAGCUUUCUUUCCAAACUCAGUCCUCAUCUUAGGGACUAGGGCACAUAACAUUUCAUCAGAACGUAGGCUAUAGUAAGAGUUUGUAUGAAUAUUAACAUGUGUUACAAGAUAUGUGGGCAACAAACCUAUUAGUGAUUUAUAAAUGAAGGUGUACCAGUGAAAGACCCCAUGCACAAACAUAGAAGGCCAUUUAACAUUUGCAUACAAGAUACAAUGAUGAGUUAAACCUCCACAUCCAGUAAUACAUUUUAACACACCAUGGUAAACUGCAUCAAGCUUCUGCAAUGAAGAAACACUAGCAUUCCUAUAUAAAAUAUCGGCAUAAUUAAGAAGAGUGAAUGGUGGCCAGAAAGCUUAAAAAAAGCACAUAAAGGCAGCAUAAAAGUAAUCA